GAUAUUAAUAAGCAUAUCAAAAACAUAAUUGUUAAUAAGUUAGAGUGACGUAUCUUGACGUUAUAAUUAUUACCAGGUUAUUUACAAUAAGGUAUUGAUAAAUUCUGAAGACUUAUGCCGGCUUACAGAACAAUCGAGAACUUACACAGUACAUUUUACCUAUUUCAUACCAAAUGUGUACGAUUUUCAAGUAUUUAACUAUUAUAUUUUUUUUAAUCAAAACCAAUGAUACUUUAGCUCAAGAAGCUGAUGAUGAAACUCCUGAUAUAAUAGCUACUUUCCGAGGACCUUUCGAGGAUUCAUUGCAAUAUUCGAAGGAUGGUGCAGGAAUAUGCUCAGCUACUAUAUCCUGUGAUUUACUACAAAGUCCAAUAAAAAUGUUUAAAUUAGCUUACAAAGAAUUUAAGGCUAUUUACAAGAACCAAUGCUCACAUCUAAAUUCAACGCAACCAGAAAGAUUACAAGAAAUCGAACAGCACAAAGACAGCAUUACCAUAUUGUCUGAGAACUAUACAAACAUCGAAAAACCACCAGAAUCAGAUGGAGCAAACGAAUUGGAUAACAACAACGUCCGGAGAGUAUUGGCCAGUUUCUCGAAACGACCUUGCCUCCACCGAUCCCCCAACAACAAUUGAAAUAACGUCAACUAUCGAAGAAAUAACAUCAACAAUAGAAACAACGGUAGAAACAACGAUAGAAACCACCAUAGAAACAACUUUAGAAAUAACAACAUCGACAUCGACAACUACAACUACAACAACUACAACUACGACAACUACAACUACAAUAACAACUACAACUACAACUAUAACUACAACUAUAACUACAACUACAGUUACUACUACAACACCUGCAACAACUAUUACAUGGGAUGUACCUCAUAUUGAAGAAAAAACACCGCCUCCACCACCGCCACCACCACCACAACCCCCAAUGUUGGGACCAUUAGGAGGGCCAUUUAACUUUAUAUUCAAACCUUUUUUUAACAUAAAUUAUUCUAGACCUAAUAUAUUCAGCCCUGAAACAAAUAUUAAUUAUGCUAACGACAUAAAUAAUACUAAAGUAAUUAAAAUUGAUCAAAAAUAUAAGGUUGAAAACAAAGAGAAAAAAAAGGAAUCUAAAAAGAAGAAAACUAAAAAACCUAAAAAAACUAAAAAACCUAAAAAAACUAAAAAACCUAAAAAAACUAAAAAAAUAACCCCCGCCCCACCAGCUCGAACGCAACCACCCCAGCACCAUCAUCAUAAACCUCAUCAUCAUCAUCAUCAUCGAGGUCCUUUCAGACUUUUAAAGUUUUUACUCAGAAAAAAAAUGUUUUUACUUAGAAAAAAGAAGAGAUUUUUCAGAAGACUUUUCUGGUGGGGCAGACGACGUUUUUUCCGCAGGAAAAAUAAUUUCUAUAACCUAUAUGUAUUUCAAAAAAGAAGAUAAUGAUUUAUGGAA
Messenger RNA from Cotesia glomerata, 1443 nucleotides. RefSeq names its product coiled-coil domain-containing protein 80-like. The record is from RefSeq and is a predicted model, not a curated record. The transcript is spliced from 4 exons. NCBI's taxonomy places the organism in Eukaryota, Metazoa, Arthropoda, Insecta, Hymenoptera, Braconidae. Bases 174 to 635 code for a protein of 153 amino acids.